GCCGAAGUGCGUAAAAAAGUUCAUCAGCUGUGCACAUUGGUCAUACAAAAUUAUUAAAAUACUUAUUUGUAAUAAAAUAAACGUCUAUUUAAACAAAUAAAUAUAAUUUUUUAAUUACUGGUGGUUUAAGUGAACUUCUUUCCAAUCCAAAUGGCGAUUCGCACCAAAGACCAACUAGCUGUGCUCUUGAAGCUAAUUGAAGUCAACAAGGUAGGUUUAACACGCAGAAACUUGAGUAUCCGGCAAAGAAUAUGGCAGGUUAUAACACAAAAGCUCAACGAAAUGCAAGGUGCUGAGAAAGACGUUGAAGGUUGGAAGCGGAGCUACAAUUCUUGGCGUUUGAAUGCGGGUAAAUAUUACGAGGAAGAAAUUGAGCGCAUUAUAAAAGAUGUCGCGGAUGAUGACUAUUUUAUUAUAAAUGUAACAGAGGAUGAUAUGUCUAGUGAUACUACUUACGAUGAGACUGCCACUUACUUAGAUCCCAAAGACCGUCAAUUGACGCUCCUGCACGAACUUGUUAGUAAACAAAGACUCUUAUUUAUCAACACCGCGGAAGAUGACGAACCACUGAGGCAGCGUCUCUGGCAAAAUAUAGCAGACGAGUUGAAUAAUAUACCAGAUGGCGUUAAAUUGCCCAAAGAAGAGUGGCAAAAGCACGUUGAUUUGCGGCAAUAUACUGUGCCGCGUGGGAGGAAAAGAAAACACUUUCGAAAGCCACCAGUAAAAGAGAAAAACAACGAGCAGCUCGAUGUUUCAGAAAAUGUCAAAAUACCUGCUUCAUACGAAAGCGCUUACGAAGAGUAUAUAGUUGAAGAUUUUCCUACUAUGGACAAACCAUCUACCACAACAACAGAAGAUCAGCCUAAACAAAUUGAUGAUUAUGAGAAUGACGUCUUUGCGGAAAUUGACGAUACCGAUGACAACACUGAUGAUAUUAUUAAUCUACUAAAUGCACAUGACGAUAGCAAUAAUGUUAGCGAGCAUUUUCCUUUCGACAUUGACGAUGUCGAAGGAGACGAUUACCUUGACAAUGCGGAGAGUGUAAAUGACGAAACAGCUGCUUACGACGCAAACAAAGACAAACGCGCCAGAGUGACACCAAUAGUGAAAUCCUUUAAAUUUUCAAAUCGUAUAGUCAACGCCGUGGAGCAAUUAAAGGACGACGUUAAGGAAACCAAAGAUAUGUUAAAACAAACAACAAAUCUGCUGAAUCGUGUGUGCAAUAUUAUGGAAGAAAGUAAUAAGAAACAAGACGAGACAAAUGCGCUGCUGAAGCGUAAUGGGCAAAUGCUGAAAAUUUUAGUGGAAUAUAAAUGUGGCAUGCGAAAAGUGAAGAAAUGAGCAAUUAAAAGAGGUUAAGUGGAAAAGUUUGGAAAAAAAGCAAAGAAUUUUUAUAAAGUGUAUGUACUCCGUUGUGGCAGUCUCGAUUUUUGAUUUAAAUGUUUAUUUUAAAAGUC
Bactrocera dorsalis (oriental fruit fly) is the source of this 1457-nucleotide messenger RNA. RefSeq lists its product as uncharacterized. The transcript has 7 exons. The record is from RefSeq and is a predicted model, not a curated record. Lineage: Eukaryota; Metazoa; Arthropoda; Insecta; Diptera; Tephritidae. The coding region runs from base 151 to 1341 and encodes 396 amino acids.